This is a messenger RNA of Dendronephthya gigantea, 1416 nucleotides long. Its product is annotated as acidic fibroblast growth factor intracellular-binding protein B-like. The record is from RefSeq and is a predicted model, not a curated record. Gene Ontology annotation, cellular component: nucleus. NCBI's taxonomy places the organism in Eukaryota, Metazoa, Cnidaria, Anthozoa, Malacalcyonacea, Nephtheidae. The transcript is spliced from 9 exons. Bases 94 to 1191 code for a protein of 365 amino acids.
GUUCGAAGUUCAAAAAUUCAUAGAAAAGCAUAGAGGUUAUAAAGGUGUAUUUACUGUGACACACUUAACCUUGCAAUUGAAAAAAUCAUUUUCAUGGAAGAAGUGGAUGUUUUCGUGACUGAUCCUACAACUUUGGAUCUUGAAGUUUAUAACCUUUGGCUGAAAGGAUAUUCAGAACAAGAAGCUGCAGAACAUCAGACGAAACAUGGGUACCUUCAGCAAGUGGGAGCUACACCUGCUAUCAUUGCAAGUGAUAUUGCUGAUCAAUAUCGAGUAUUUCUUGUCUUAGAACAUUUCUUACAAACACCAACAUUGUUAGCAACACAACUUAUACUGCAGAUUCCCUCUGAUGUCCAGGAUAGACUGAUUGAAAGGUAUUAUGAAUUUGACAACAUAAUUGUUCGAGACUUAUUAGGUAAAAAAUUGACAACCAGACUACGAAAAGACCUGGAUGAAAUUUCAGAAAAAACAAAUAUUCCCUUGAAAAGUUGUAAAAGACAGUAUGAUAAUAUAAAAAACAUUUUUAAAGCAGUUGAAGACUCAACAGGGGAUUUGGUAAAAAACAUUAAAACAGAGUUUUUGCUGUCAGAAAAGCUUUCAAAAUUAUAUGCUUGCAUUGUAUUCAUGUCGUAUCACAAAUUUGAAACAGGAAAGAGAAGGUUAACGUACUUAACGUUUGCAGAUUGUGCUUACUGUGUUGACCACAUGAUCACUAAUUGGAUGACCAGUUCAUCAGAUAUCACCGACUCCGACACUGCUCUUGAUAUGGAUAAAAACUUCCUUCAAGAACUCAGGGACCUCAAAACGUUCAGCUCUGAUAAAGAUAUCGCAGAUGAACACAAAAGAGCAGUUUUUACAGAAUUAAAAACGAAAGCGUCAAAGGAGAUCGCAAAGACGUUCGAUCCUCAUGUUAAAAAUCUUGAUCGUAUAUUGAUAAACAUUGGUGCUGGGCUUAUUCACCAGAAAGACAUGAAGGAUAUAUUCUUAGAUUUAAUUGAAAAGUUUAUGGAACCUUGUAAACAGCUUAAAUUAACCGUCAAUGGUUUGUCGACGUUUCUUCAAGCACUUAUGUCAACUUGCGAAAAACUUUCUUCGGUACAAAAAGCUGGUUUAUUACGUCUUGUUCCAGUCUACGUGCGUUACCUAACAGUGGUUCACGAGUGUAUCGUACGAAUAUACCCAAAAUUGUGAGGCACCCGUUUUACCACGGGGCCACCCUAUGCAGUACGACAGAAAUGUACUACCUAUGUGACACAGUCGUUGGAUUUUUGCAUGAUAACACUCGAAAAUCGAACGAAGAAGAUUCCGGAUCUGUCUUGUACCUGAGGUCAAAGACUCGAAGUGUAUAGAUAUAUGGUUGUUUACUAUUUACAUGAAAAGUUAAUGGAACAAGCAUAUUUUGAUAGCCCAACCAGA